Lepisosteus oculatus (spotted gar) is the source of this 7477-nucleotide messenger RNA. RefSeq names its product pleckstrin homology domain-containing family G member 4B. The record is from RefSeq and is a predicted model, not a curated record. Gene Ontology annotation, molecular function: guanyl-nucleotide exchange factor activity. NCBI's taxonomy places the organism in Eukaryota, Metazoa, Chordata, Actinopteri, Semionotiformes, Lepisosteidae.
ACUUACUUACACUCUCGCCCUGGCCCUCUCCGACUAUGGUCACAUCCUGCACAGUGCAGAAGGAAGGAGGUAGCAGCCGAUCCAGCUGCUCCGGGCUCUGCCUGACUGCUGUAGGGUUUGGAGAUCAGAGGACAUGGGACUUGCCCCUGGCAGCCUGCAGCGUCCAGCCGUGACUUACUGUUGGGGAUUCCUACACCCACCACCUUCUCGGGCACAUUUUGAUCAGCGUGGACCCAAGGCUGAACUAUCCCCGGGGGCUGACAGCCAGCAAAAUUCUUUUGGGCAGGAUUACAUAAAGAAAGAUGACCAAACCUAACAGGAUAGCCAAGGCACCUUAGGAAAGAUGAACCCAGACUCGCUGGACUCUUCCAUUCAGGGUGCCCUUUCGGCACUCUACCCGCCAUUUGAGGCCACUGCACCCACCGUCCUCAGCCAGCUGUUCCGGGUCAUUGAGGAGCGUUACCAAGGCGACGCGCUGCAGUGUCUCCUGGACUUCCUCAUCCCUGCCAAGCACAUCUUGGAAAGUGUACAGCAGGCAGCCUGUGCUGUGUUCUCUGACGUGCUGUUUCGCUGCGAGGGCUGGCCGCUCUGCCUGCGAGAGAGGGUGGUGGUCCAGCUUGCCCCUCUCAACCCCUUCCUCCUGCGCCCGGGGGACUUCUACCUCCAGGUGGAGCCCUUUGGAGACCAGGCUGCGCGCAUCGUCCUCAAGAGCCUGCUGGAGGACUUCCGGGAGGUGGAGGAGACCCCUGUCCCCGAGACCUCCUACCCCAGCAUCUUCACCGAGGAGUGGCUGCGGGAGGUCAACCAGGGCCACCAUGGAACCCCACUGCGCACCUGCCUGCUGUCCACGGAUCAGGGAAUAGUCAAAGUACCGUGGGAGCAGGUGGCGAAUCCUGAGUUUGUGGAUAAGCCCAAAGCCAUGGCUAGCUCGCCCAUCAGUCCGGGGCCUCCUCCUCCAAGCGCACCUCCCUCCUCCUUUUCCGUAGAAACCCGGAUUCUCCCUGCCAAGGACGGCAUUGCUGUAUCCCUGCAUCUGAUUGACAGCAGCUGCACCAGGCUCAUCAAGGUGGACCAGUCCAAGCCACCCAGCAAGCCCAUCGGCUGGGUGUCUCCGAACACCUGGGACAGCCGCAACCCAGAGCUGGAAGGGGACUAUGUAGACCUGGUGGAGUUCACCAAGGAGAAAACCAGCAGGACCCCUCAAAGGACCAAACCAGACCCCUCUUCUUUGGAGGCACCAAGGCCUCCUCCCCCAGCUAAUGUGAAUCUCAUGCCCUGUGGACGGACUCUCAGGUUUGCCGAGGAGCCCUGCACCCCGUGCUUGAGGAGGAAACUAGGACGGGAGUCCGAACUCCAGGAGCUGAGGUGCAGGUACCGGGAGUCCUAUCUGGCAGCACUUCAGAAUCCCGUCAGCUUUGAACAAGGGGGAUUCGCAGAGAUUUUGGAAGAGGCUGCUAGGGGGCUGGACUCUGUCUGUCAGAGAGUGUCACCAUCCCAGACCCCUCAGUGCUGCCAUGAGGAGCAUCUGUACCAGGUUGCCAAAGAUGUCAGCGGUUCAUCCAUGAUCUGCAGGGAGGUGGGUGAGGUGAAAACUAAGCACUGUUGUACAGCACAGCACUCUGGGACAGACAGUAGCAAGAAUAAAGGGAAGCCAGUACCCCCUCCCCCUGCACCAGAGCUCCUGGGCAAAUGUUCUGUAGGCCAAAGGGCGGGUGCAGCUGGAAGCCCUGGCGUUUAUACAGAAAUGACACCGAGUGUCCAGGUAGUGCACUGUAAGAAGACAACAGCAUUUGGAUUGCUAUCCCCAAAAGUGGAGAGACGAAAAUCAGGUAAAAAAGUCUCCCCUCAGGAUGCCAGCCAAACCUGCAAAGCUGAAACAGAGGGACCUGCCCUCCUAGAUAAUGGCCCUGAGAAAGCAGCCCAUUCCUCCCCAGCUGAAAAGCACGUGAGACCACUGCCCCAACCAGGAUCCUCCAGAGCCAGCAGCCUGAUGCUACCAUCUGCACAGUUCAGCAGCCACCUUCUGCACCUGGGAAUCGCCUGUCUACCAGGCAGCAGAGACAGGACUGGCAGGGCUGUGUUGGAGGUCUUUGCAGAUCAUAACGGCUGGAAGUCCCCGCUGGUCUCCAGCCAGGAGCUCUGCAAGCUGCUUCUCUACUUCCACUCCAUCCCCAGGAAAGAGGUCAGGGAUCUUGGAAUGACACUGGUCAUAGAUGCCAGGAAGAAGACCCCUCCUCCAGCCUUGAUUCAAGCUUUGAUGAUGGUCCAGGAGCAGGUUCUACAUGCUGUGCACUGCGUUCUGAUGCUGGUGGACAAGGAGACAGGUCCACGGACAGAGAGACAUCCAGGACUUCAGGUAGAAGUGAUGACAUCACUGAAGGCUUUGCACAAGAUUGUGGAAGGAAGCCAGCUGACGUCAGACUUGGAGGGCACGUUCCCCUACAGCCACAGUGACUGGCUAAAGCUUUAUCAGAAACUUGGUCCUUUUAUGGACGACUUGCAAGAAGCCUCCAGCUUGCUCCAGAAAGCCAUCAGCAAAUUUGACGGCAACAAAAAGAUUGACACUGUUCAGGAAGUCCAGCAGGGGAUUCAGGGCCAGAAGACCAUGAUGAAGGAGGUGCUGGAGGAUACCCGCUUGGUGGCCCUGCAGAGGGAAGGUGGGGCCAUGCUAGCUAGACUGAGGAAGGAGGAGGCCCGAUUUGCCUGCUCUGAGGAUUACAGGGAUGCCAUGAGCACUACCACCAACUUCUAUAACCAGGUGGAGGAGCAAGUUCACACGCUUGUCAUGAAGUCCAACGAGUCCCUGCAGCACCUUGACUUUCUGCUCAAACUCAGGGAACUGGAGGGCAGGUUUAAGAAGAUCAGGGACUGGUUUGAUGCAGAUGGGGAGAGAAGGCUGCUGGAGGCCGACUCAGUGGAGGACUCCCUGGAGAGGGUGGAGCAGACCCUACACAACUUCAACUCUUUCCUCGAGCAGGCCACUGAGCAGAAGAAUCGGGCAUUGGCUUUGGUUACAGAGGCUGGCAAUAUUGAGGCAUCUUCUUACCCUGAGAAGGAGAUCUUCCGCACAAUGGUGUUCACCUUCAAAUCCAGCCUGGCUGACUUUCUGUCUCGAGCAGAGCAGUGUCGCAUUGAGCUGGAGAUUAUGGUCAAUCUGUACCGCUUCUGUGAAAAGGCUACUGAGCUUGCCAAGGGCUGCAGACAGUAUCUGGAGCAGGCUGGGCCUGGCUCUUGUGUAGCUAAAGAACACUUAAGUACUCUUGAAAAGUACAAGGAGAAAUUCACAACCUUUUCUGCCGCACAGUUCCAGGAGGUGAAGGCUCAGGCCUGCACCCUCAAGGGCUCCAGGGGGAUGAGGGUGUGGAACGUUGCCUGGCUGAAGUGCCAGGAAGUCAGGCAGCAGUUGGAGGAGAGGCUGCAGGAAUCUGAGAAGGCCCAGAGGCCUGCAGUGGUUGUAUCAGGACCCAGGAGACUGGUUGCAGAGGAGACUGCCUUCCUGCUGCCUUCCCCUAGUGAAGGCCCUGCACGUGGAAACCACACACCAGCAAGGACUACAGCAGAAUUGCCUGGCAGCAGGGAUUACCAAGCCAAGGGAAAUGACUUUGCCACGGUAAUGUGUUUUAAUUUAAAUUUCAAACCAGACAGCAAAUCAUGCAAGGGCCUGAAAGCUGCACCGGCUUCCAAAACUGAGGCCUCUGUGCCCCAGUUCGUAGAAGACAAGGAAGAAAACUCACAGGAGUUUCUCAGCACUCAGGAAAAGAGCCCAGACUUUCCACGUGGUGACUCCUCCAGCCAUGAGCAAUUAUCCAGACAGCAGCAGGCCCUGGGCAGGUCCCUGAGCGAAGGCUCCGGCGUGUGCUCCUCGCCCUCAGAGCCGCUCGUCUCACCGACCGCAAGAUCUUGCAGUCAGCCCUCCCGCAAGAUCCUGCAGGCUGCCUGGGAGUUUCAGAUGUCGCGGCACGGCAGUUUCUGCUCAGAGGAGUCCUACUGUUUGUCCUCACAGGACAGCGAUAACCUGGGAACUGGACUCGAGGCUCCAGCCUCCGGUCCUGGGGGACACAGGGCUCAGGGAGGAACACCAGUGCCCACUGCAAACUCUGAGGAGAAUGGCAGCAAUGUUUUGAAGUUGCAGCGAAUCGUGGAAGAACUCCUCUUGACAGAGCGGGAGUAUGUGCGCUCCCUGAGCUACAUCAUCACUCACUACUUCCCCCAGCUGGAGCGGCCGGAUGUGCCCCAGGACCUGCGGGGACAGCGAGGGAGAAUCUUUGGCAACCUGGAAAAGCUGCAUGACUUCCACAGGCACUUCUUCCUCAAGGAGCUGGAAGGCUGCCUCAGGGAGCCGCUGAGAGUGGCUCGCUGCUUCCUUAGACAUCGGGAGAGCUUUGGGCUUUAUGCUCUCUACAGUAAGAACAAACCCCAAUCUGACUCUCUGAUCAUUCACCAUGGUCAUGCCUUCUUCAAGCAGAAACAGCUGGAGCUGGGGGACAAGAUGGACCUGUGGUCGUACCUGCUGAAGCCAGUUCAGAGGAUCAGCAAGUACAACCUGCUUCUGCAGGACAUGGAGAAAGAAUGCGGGCCCCAGCAGGGCCGGGAGCGGUCCGAGAUCCAGGCAGCCCUGGAGGUCAUCCGUUUCCAGUUACGCCAUGGCAAUGACCUGCUCGCCAUGGACGACAUCCAGGACUGUGAUGUGAACCUGAAGGAGCAGGGGCAGCUGAUCCGGCAGAAUGAGUUCCUGGUGUCGUUCAGGAAGAAGAAAUGUUUCCGACACGUCUUCCUCUUCCAGGACCUCAUCCUCUUCAGCAAGACCAAGAAGACAGAAGUGGGGAAUGACAUGUAUCUUUACAAGCAAUCAUUUAAGACCUCGGACAUCGGAAUGACACGUAAUUCUGGGGACAGCGGCCUCUGCUUUGAGAUCUGGUUCCGACGGCGGAAGUCCCAGGACACUUAUGUCCUGCAGGCUGAGAGUCCGGAGGUGAAGGAGGCCUGGACCACUGACCUGGAGAGGAUCCUGUGGGAUCAAGCAGUGCGCAACAGAGAGAUCCGAAUGCAGGAGAGGGUGUUCAUGGGAAUUGGAAGCAAGCCCUUCAUGGACAUCAAACCCAGUGCAGCCGCAAUCUGUGACAGAGCGGUCAACUGCGUCUACUCUGGAAGAGAAUCCAAGGCAAUGUCUUCCAUCACUGUCCCUGCAACACAUGGAGGCCUGUUGUCGAUGAGGCCUAACUCCAUAGACUCAGGCAGCAGCACGUCAUCUUCAGGCAGUCACUCGUCCUCUUCCUCCUCCGGGCGGGGAUCCCUCCCUCCUCACCGCUACCUCCCUGGCCAGCAGCGGCGAGGGGAGAUGGGCCAGGGCGCCUUCCUGGUGACAGGGGUUCUGGAAGAGGACGAUCUGGACAAUGAGACGGAGAACCUUCAUUUACUCAUGGACAGCUCUGAGUCAUCUGGCGAGAGCAUCAGUGGUUUCAGCAGCUCGGACCACAGCUGCCUGUCUGUGAUUGGAGGAGAGCCGGACGACUCCUCCUCUUUCUCCUCCCUGUUUUCCAAGCCAAGCUCUGCCCAUGAGUCUCUGCCUGAAUUCCGCAGACGCACCUCUCCCGUUGUUUCCAGAAGUAGACCCUCUAGGACUCCUCCACCUCAGGCCAAGAGUAUGGGCCACCCUGGAAAGGUGGGCUACUGCAGUACCACUGUGGACAGCUUGAUAGAGAAUCAUGAAAAAAUGGUCAUUGGACGAUCAACAGAGGUCUAACUUACCCUGGUGAUGUGGAUGGAUGGUUAAUAGCUCUGCUGAUCUGAUCCGAUGGGAUAAGAGCUGAGCUAAGCCAAAGAAGAACAGGGAAGAGGCACUGGGAAAGGUGCACUGAGAUGCUGGGAGCAUUUCCAACUAUUUGGACUUUAAAGGGAAUAUCAGAAGAUGCACUGGAUUUUCAAAGUCAUAUAUCACAUACAGUAUGCUUUCUUUGAUGCUGACUGAAUCUUCCACGCAGAGCCUCUUUCUAAGCUGCUUGUGAUCACUGGGCAUUUUUCUGAACUGUUGGCCAAUAUGCCUGUCAGAUUAUAAAGUUAAACUGCCAAUCACCACCUGUACAGACAUCCAUCUACUUAACUAAAGUGACUCGAUGCUUCAUCUAAUCACAUAUCUGUUUGGGAUUCAUACAAUCUUUGCUGCAUCCGCCUAUAACCAAGCACAAGAAAGCUUAUAAAUGAAAGGAACCCGUCUGUCUUUGUGGUAAUUUGUGUAAGGUUUGUUUACUCAUCAUUGUAGAAACCCAUUUAUGCUAAUCGGAGAUAAGUAACAUUCUAUUAAAGUAUAAAGAAAUGGUACACAGAUGCAAGGGUAUUUUGCAUACAAUCUGCGCUUAGUGAACUAAAGACUUUGCGCUUGUAAUACAGGGUUUCUAAAUGAUACAUGACCUGUUAUUACCUUCACUCUAAAAAUAUGACAGCUGUAUUGCAUACCAUUUGAUAUAAAGCAUUGAGAUGUGAUUUUAGCAUCCAUCCAAAACAAUUUAUAAACAAAUAAAUAAUGUAUCCAACACAGGGUCGUAGGGGAGCCAAAGCCUAUCCAGGCAAACAACAGUCACAAGGUGGGAUACCAGUCCACUACAGGGCACACAGAGCCUCUCACUCACGCCAAGAUCAUGUGUCACAGGUCCAGAAUUGAAUCCGGAGCCCCAACACUGUGAGGCAGCUAUGCUAACCAUUGAUUCUGCAGUGUUGUUUCAUAUCAUAUUCUUUGCUUUUUGUAGCAUCUUUGCUAUAAAAGUAUGAAUUUGUCAAUAAUGAUAUAAAAAACAAAUGUGUAAUGUUCAUACUGUAUAUAUAUUUGCAAAAUUUCAAAAUAAUUCAAGCCACUCUUAUGUCAAAACAAAACUGUUGAGACAUGUUGCAAGAAAUGUUACUUGGAUUUUAAAAUGUCAGGAUUUACAUUUCUGUUUAGUCAAGAUGCUUUCUUUCACAAGGACCAGACUUUUGUGAGAGCUGAUUUCCUCUUUUGUAAAUUUAAUCCGCUUGUGGAAAACUCAUCACUGCAGCACUGUGUAAGUAAGAGCAUGGGCUUUGUUUUUUAACAAUCGUGGUUAGACUCUCAAGAGUCAAAUUCCUAAUACAUCCUUUAUGUGUGCUUUUAUACAGCAGGAACAAUCAUAAAAAUCCACACAUUAAAAUAUGCAAAGGGGUUCUAUGACUGAGAAGAAAAAACAAUGAAAUUUUCUAGUUACUCUUGUGAUCGUGCUGUUUCCAGAAUAACUGCUGAAGUUUUUGUGUUCAGUAGUCAUUGUUACUUAUAUCCUUAUAAUUUAUUGUUAUUUUAGGAGUGGGAGUAUUUGAGCAGUUUAUGACAUCAUGAGUAUAACUAAGGCUGUAUUCUAAUUUAGUAACAUAAUUGACCAAUUAAAAUGCCACUUGCUUUGUCAGUCAUACUGUACCUUUCUUUUAUAUUAAAGGUUCUAUCAAGGCCUCAUUUGGGACCAUGAUAAAUAUA